This is a messenger RNA of Cornus florida, 669 nucleotides long. Its product is annotated as transcriptional regulator SUPERMAN-like. The coding region runs from base 1 to 669 and encodes 222 amino acids. Lineage: Eukaryota; Viridiplantae; Streptophyta; Magnoliopsida; Cornales; Cornaceae. The transcript has a single exon. The record is from RefSeq and is a predicted model, not a curated record.
AUGGAGAGAGUGAAUUUGAGCAGUGAGAGUAAUAAAUUGAAAGACACAUGGGAGUGCACCAACUUGAGCUUAAAUAAAGAUUGUAAAAGUGGGUAUCCAUGGCCUCAAAGGGACUACAAAUGCAGCUUUUGCAACAAAGAAUUAAAGUCUGCUCAAGCCCUUGGGGGUCACAUGAAUAUUCAUAGGAGAGAAAAGGCCAAGUUGAGACUUUCACCUUCUUGGCUCGAUUCUCCUAUUGCUAACUCUAGCCCUAACCCUAAUUUGUCACUCAGCUUACCUCCUGCCAGGAGUUUCUUGGCGCCAUACCUGAUCUGUGGCUCCUCCCUUAAAAAAUCUCCCUCUCUCAUCACUAAUUGCUUCUCUUCACCAAGUACUACUUCAGCCUCCACAAAGCAUGUAGAAAAGGCGGUGCAUUCUGUCUGUGAUGCUUUGAGUCCUCCGCGCCGGGAUAUGCGAAAGAAGAUGAACAUGGGAGCUUUUCUUGGGGUUGGAUCAGGAGACAAUAAGUUGAAGUCUGGUUUUGCACAACAAGAUGAAUUUAGGGUUUUGAAGAAAAGGGAUAUCAGUAGUAGUAGUACUAUUGUUCAGUUGGACUUGGACCUCAACAUAGGUUUGAUUCAAGAUGCUGCGAAAGAGGAUUUGGAUUUGGAGCUUCGACUUGGGUAUUAG